AUGUCAUCCAACACCUUUUCAAACACAAACACCGGCGACAAGCCCGAGGAUCCUUACAAGGCCAAGAACCUCGACACUGCUGCGACCACCAAGGAGAAGAUUGACGAUCUCGCCAAGUUCAUGGACUCCUGCAAGUUCGGCAUGAUGACCACUCGCGACAGCACAACCAGCUACUUACACUCCCGUUGCAUGGCGCUGGCUGCCAAGGAGACGGGAGGCAUUGAUCUACUGUUCCACACCAACACCGAGUCUGGCAAGACGGACGAGCUCGCUUCAGACCCACACAUCAACAUUUCCUUCAUCAACACCUCAGGGGAGUGGGCUUCCAUCUCAGGAAAGGCCAGCAUCGAGACGGACCGCUCCUUGGUCAGGAAGUAUUAUUCGCAGGACCUCAAAGCGUGGGUCGGCGACCUGGGUGACGGCAAGCACGAUGGUAGCGCCGAGGACCCUAGGAUCGGUAUCAUCCGUGUCAAGAUGCACUCGGCCGUGUAUUCGGUCGUGAACAAGAAUUUCAUCAGCAGAGCCGCCGAUAUCGCCCAAGGUGCCGUCACGGGCAAGGCACCAACUAUCCAGAAGUUGAGGGAGAUUAGCGAGGACGAGGUUCUGACUUGGAGAAAGGCCAACUAA
Messenger RNA from Pyricularia grisea, 627 nucleotides. RefSeq lists its product as uncharacterized. The transcript has 2 exons. The record is from RefSeq and is a predicted model, not a curated record. Lineage: Eukaryota; Fungi; Ascomycota; Sordariomycetes; Magnaporthales; Pyriculariaceae. The coding region runs from base 1 to 627 and encodes 208 amino acids.